CUCUGCGAAGAAGUCAAAGAUGGCGGGGGCAAUGUCCCUUUGCUGGUUGAGAGUCCGCAGCGGGCUUUGCCUGCCUCUGACGGUUCGGCGGGCAAGUUCGUGUGAACGGGCACCCAGUUGCAGAUUUUAUUCUGGAAGUACAACCCUUCCAAAGGUCAACGGAACUGAUAAAACAGGGAUUGAAGAAAUAGUCAUUCCAAGAAAGAAAACUUGGGAUAAAGUAGCCGUUCUUCAAGCACUUGCUUCCACAGUAAACAGGGAUACCACGGCUGCCCCUUAUGCCUUUCAGGAUGAUCCAUACCUCAUACCAACAUCCUCUAUGGAAUCUCGUUUGUUUUUAUUGGCAAAGAAGUCUGGGGAGAAUGCAGCAAAGUUUGUUAUUAAUUCACAUCCCAAAUAUUUUCAGAAGGACAUAGCUGAACCUCAUAUACCGUGUUUAAUGCCUGAGUCCUUUGAACCUCAGAUCGAAGAUGUAAGUGAAGCUGCCCUGAAGGAACGAAUCAAGCUCAAAAAAGUCAAAGCUUCCGUGGACAUGUUUGAUCAGCUCUCACAAGCAGGAACCACUGUGUCUCUUGAAACAACUAAUAGUCUCUUGGAUUUAUUGUGUUACUGUGGUGACCAGGAGCCCCCAGCUGAUUAUCAAUUUCAGCAAACUGAACAGUCAGAAGAAUUGGAAGAGGCCACAGAAGAAAAUAGCAAGAAAUCUAGGACGAAGGCUGGUCAUCAGUUUAGAGUUACUUGGAGAGCAAACAAUAAUGCUGAGAGAAUUUUUGCUCUGAUACCAGAGAAAAACGCACAUUCCUACUGCACAAUGAUCCGAGGAAUGGUGAAGCACCGAGCUCAUGUGCAGGCGUUAAACUUGUACACCGAGUUAUUAAACAGCAGACUCCGUGCUGAUGUAUAUACCUUCAAUGCAUUGAUUGAAGCAAAAGCAUCAAUGAGAAAUGAAAAAUUUGAGGUGAAAUGGAAUAAUAUAUUGGAGCUGCUUAAAGAAAUGGUUGCACAGAAGGUGAAACCAAAUCUACAGACUUUUAAUACCAUUCUGAAAUGUCUCCGAAGAUUUUCUGUACCUGCAAGAUUGCCAGCUUUACAGACCUUACGUGAGAUGAAAGCUGUCGGAAUAGAACCCUCGCUUGCAACAUAUCACCAUAUUAUUCAGCUGUUUUAUCAACAUGAAGGCCUUUCAAAAGCGUCAUCCCUUAUCAUCUAUGAUAUAAUGAAUGAAUUAGUGGGAAAGAAAUUUUCUCCAAGGGACCCGGAUGAUGGUAUAUUUUUUCAGUCAGCCAUGAAAGUUUGCUCAUCUCUCAGAGAUCUAGAACUUGCUUACCAAGUACAUGGCCUUUUAAACACUGGAGACAACCGGAAACUCCUUGGACCUGAUUAUCAGCGUAAUUUCUAUUAUUCCAAGUUCUUCAGUGUGCUUUGUUUAAUGGAACAAAUUGAUGUCACCUUGAAGUGGUAUAAGGACCUGAUACCUUCAGUCUUUUUUCCUCACUCCCAAACAUUGAUAGAUCUUCUCCGAGCAUUGGAUGUGGCCAAUCGGCUGGAAGUCAUUCCUCAAAUUUGGAAAGAUAGUAAAGAAUACGGUCACACUUUUCGCAGUGAACUGAGAGAAGAGAUCCUGAUGCUCAUGGCAAGGGAUAAGCACCCACCAGAGCUUCAGGUGGCAUUUGCUGACUGUGCUGCAGAUAUCAAAUGUACAUAUGAAAGCCAAGAUGACAGACAUACUGCUCCCGAUUGGCCAGCCAACCCUCUCAGCUGUAUUGCUGUCCUCUUUUUAAGGGCUGGGAGAACCCAGGAAGCCUGGAAAAUGUUGGGGCUUUUCAGGAAGCAUAAUAAGAUCCCUAGAGGUGAGUUGCUGAAUGAGUUUAUGGACAGUGCAGCCAUGUCCAGCAGUCCCUCCCUGGCCAUUGAGGUGGUGAAGCUGGCCAGUGCCUUCAGCUUACCUGUUUGUGAGGGCCUCACCCAGAGAGUAAUGACUGACUUUGCCAUCAACCAAGAACAAAAGGAAGCCCUGGGCAACCUAACUGCAUUGACCAGCGACAGUGAUAGUGACAGCGACAUUGACAGCAGCAGCAGCAGUGACACUGAUGAAGGCGAAUGAAAAUGGGAGAUUCCAGAGCAGUGAUGGCCUACCUAUGGCUAUAGGAAUCACAUUUUAGAGCUGAGAUGUUAAUAAAGUGCUGGCUUACUUAGAUUAAGCUAAUUAGCUACUUGUUAAACCGUCUGUUAACACAUCAUUUUUAAACAGCAGCACCAUUUUCAUUUCUUAAGACACACCUUGUGGGUCUGUGUCUCUGGGCGUUGGGAUAAGCCCUGCACACCUGCAGGUGGGCUGACGUCAUGCUGCCAUUGUUAGCGGACAGUUGUCCUCUCCCUGCUGCUGGACUUCAGACUUUGUUGGCCUGAUGUGCCACUAUGAUGCUGGUCUUCCUUCAUCUUAGAAACAGUGUCUGAAGGAGGUUUUCAUGCAGUUACAAUUGCUGUGAGGUCAAUAGUGUCCCAAUUUCAGGGAUAUUUAGAUGUGAAAAUAGGCAUAUUAGAGUUGAUUAGACAGGAUUAAUGGCAGUUUAGGCUGCACAACUGUUAAAAUGAAGACUAAAUAAAAAUGUAUAUGUGUA
Galeopterus variegatus (Sunda flying lemur) is the source of this 2621-nucleotide messenger RNA. RefSeq names its product pentatricopeptide repeat domain 3 (gene PTCD3). The record is from RefSeq and is a predicted model, not a curated record. The transcript has 24 exons. Gene Ontology annotation, cellular component: mitochondrion. The coding region runs from base 20 to 2104 and encodes 694 amino acids. Lineage: Eukaryota; Metazoa; Chordata; Mammalia; Dermoptera; Cynocephalidae. Gene Ontology annotation, biological process: mitochondrial translation. Gene Ontology annotation, molecular function: protein binding; ribosomal small subunit binding; rRNA binding.